AUGGAGGGACGAGUGAGAAAGUACGGACAUCACCAUCAACAAUUGAGUCCUGAUAGAGCUAAAGUCUGGAAGGAGAGGUCUCCUAGGUAUCAGCAACGGCAACCUGAGCCGGAGCCGGAGCUAGAGCUACGUCAGAAGAGUCGGAAAGUCCCUGUGGUUUACUAUCUCUGUAGAAAUCGACAACUUGAACAUCCUCACUUCAUCGAAGUUCCUCUUACGUCAUCAGAGGGUCUUUUCUUAAGAGACGUAAUUGAAAAACUUAAUGUUCUCAGAGGAAGAGGCAUGGCGUCAACAUACUCAUGGUCUUGCAAGAGGAGUUACAAAAAUGGAUUUGUCUGGCAUGAUCUUUGUGAAGAUGACCUAAUUCUUCCCGCUAAUGGCAAUGAAUAUGUUCUCAAAGGCUCUGAACUCGUUGAAGAAUGUAAUUCAGGUCGUUUCACACCUCCCAUAAAACUACAAGCCCUAAAACAAUUACCAGAACCACCAUCUUCAAGAAGUCAAGAUGACUCAUCAUCUUCAACAAGCAUGAGUGGUGUGUCCCCUGAAUCAAGAGGUGAAAAAUCCACAACAUCAGGUGGUUGUCUAAGCUUAACAGAAUACAAAAUCUACAAAACCGAUGGUCUUGCAGAUGCUUCAACUCAAACAGACGAAAACAUAAAAGGUAACAAUAACAAUAACAAUAACAUUAACAAACCCCAAGAAACAUGCACACGUGGCGUUUCAACUGAUGACAUGGCAGUAGACUCAUCUCCUCAAAACCUUAAACAAAACCCCGAGAUACAACCAGGCCCAUCUCCACCUUCUUCCUCCACAAGCUCUUCAAUUGGAAAAACAGAAACUUUAGAGUCUUUAAUAAAAGCUGAUGCUAGUAAGUUAAAUAGUUUUAGAAGACCAGAAAUUCAAAGCAACACAAAGCUUAGGGCUACAGAUAUGUUGAUGCAAUUGAUUUCAUGUGGGUCAAUUUCGGUCAAAGAUCACAGCUUUGGGUUAAUCCCAUCUUACAAACCAAGAUUUUCAGAUUCAAAAUUCCCAUCUCCUUUGUUUUCAACAUCUGUAAUGUUGGGGGAUCUUGAUUGUUUGCCUGAAAAUCCAAGAUUUAUGAGUAUGAGAUUAGAAGAUAAAGAAUACUUUAGUGGGAGUUUAGUGGAAACAAAAGUCAUCAAAGAAGAAGGCGUCCCUACUUUAAAAAGAUCAUCUUCCUACAAUGCUGACAGGAGUGAAAAUAGCGAUCAAGUUUCAGAAACAACACGUACAAAGUGUAUACCAAGAUCACUCAAGGGUAAAAACGUAAAAAGUGAACCGAUGAGAUCUCCUAUUUCUGAUGGGCCUAGAAUUUCAUCAGAAGGCCCAAGUUCAAGAAUUGUGUCACCUUGCCCUUCGAAUUGCAGUAGUAAAAGAAUGACAACCAAGAAACAAUCAGGAAGAUUGGAGUCUUUUCGGGAAGAGAAGGAUAAUAUGGUCAAAAUCGAAGAAAGCUGGCUUCAGGAGCUAGGGUUAUAAUUCAUUCAGAAGCACCAUGUGAUACAGAAAUUUACUCGUAAGUUUGUUGAAAUUCUUGUUGUAUUCAAAAUUGUUGUCUGAUUUAGGCAAUUAGAAUUCUUCCAUGGGUAUUUUGGUAAAUUGGGUCUGUGAAAAAAUUUGAAAAAUAUCCAAGAAAAAAAAGGUGGGAGUAAUUUAAGGAG
This is a messenger RNA of Lactuca virosa, 1682 nucleotides long. The record is from the annotation of a GenBank genome assembly. Lineage: Eukaryota; Viridiplantae; Streptophyta; Magnoliopsida; Asterales; Asteraceae.